AUGCCGUGCGUAAGUACAGGAUUCCUUUUCCAAGCUUAUGUUGCGAGAGCCUCUUUGAAGACAGCAUCCAGCCUCAGAACCCAAUCUCAUUGGGUCCCAAGAAUGGCUCUCCCCAGCCGAGCGCGUGUUUAUGCUGAUGUAAAUUCUCAUAAACCUCGGGAAUACUGGGAUUAUGAAGCUUAUGUUGUAGAUUGGGGCCAACAAGAUGACUAUCAACUUGUUAGAAAACUUGGCCGAGGGAAAUACAGUGAAGUGUUUGAGGCUAUCAAUAUCACAAAUAAUGAAAAGUGUGUAGUUAAAAUUUUAAAGCCUGUGAAAAAGAAGAAAAUAAAGCGAGAAAUUAAAAUUUUAGAGAAUCUCAGAGGUGGAACGAAUAUAAUUACCCUUCAGGCUGUAGUGAAAGAUCCAGUUUCAAGAACCCCAGCCCUCAUAUUUGAGCAUGUCAAUAAUACAGAUUUCAAGCAGUUAUACCAGACGUUAACAGAUUAUGACAUUCGAUAUUAUUUGUAUGAAUUACUUAAGGCUUUAGAUUAUUGUCACAGUAUGGGUAUUAUGCAUCGUGAUGUGAAGCCACAUAAUGUAAUGAUUGAUCAUGAGAAUAGAAAGCUUCGCCUUAUUGACUGGGGCCUCGCAGAAUUUUACCACCCUGGCCAGGAGUAUAAUGUUCGUGUUGCUUCACGAUACUUCAAAGGGCCUGAACUUCUAGUUGAUUAUCAAAUGUACGAUUAUUCGCUUGAUAUGUGGUCCUUGGGCUGUAUGUUAGCCAGUAUGAUAUUCAGGAAAGAACCAUUCUUUCAUGGUCAUGAUAAUUAUGACCAAUUGGUUCGCAUAGCUAAAGUGCUGGGCACUGAAGAAUUAUUCGAAUAUUUAGAAAAGUAUCAUAUAGAGCUUGAUCCUAGGUUUCAUGACAUUCUUGGGAGACAUUCUCGAAAGCGAUGGGAAAGAUUCGUGCACAGUGAAAAUCAACAUCUGGUCUCCCCUGAAGCAUUGGAUUUUCUUGAUAAGCUUCUGCGAUAUGAUCAUUAUGAAAGAUUUACAGCCCGUGAAGCUAUGGAUCAUGCAUAUUUUUAUCCAAUUGUUAAGGAACAGGGACGUAUGAAUAUGAUUUCGUCAUCACCUACUCCCAUAGCAGGCUCUGGGCCUGUAGAUUAUAUGCAUCGUGAUCAUCUCCGUGAUCUGUGGCUACAAAUUGAUAAAUUACAUCUAAGCUAUUUACAAACUGACGAAAAUCUGUAUAAAAUUGAACAGAAACAUAAAUUGGAAAGUUAUAUUAGAGAAUAUCUGUGUCUGGCUCCGCAUAAUCGCAAGUUCUGUUUUCAAGAGACUGCCAAUGUGUUGCAUCAAAGUGCCACUUCCAAAGAAACCUUUAGUGCUUAUCGAGCCGCAUCGGCUUGGGAUGCCCUCGGUACUUAUGCUGCUAAUUUAUUAUCACAACCCUGGAGGAAAGAGUAUCGGGUUCUGAAGAUGUAUUGUGGAUUUUAUAAACAUGAAAUUGAAGCAAAUCUUGUUGGUGCAGAAGUAAUGUUGGAAGCGAUGGGUUAUAAACAUACAGGCAAUACAACAAUGGUUCUUGAAGGACCAAUUGAUCCCGACAGAGUGUCAAAUGUAUCACGAGAUUCUUUGAUGGCAUCUGUUGAAUGCCAGUUAUUGAAGGUGAUCUGGGAAGAAGUGUCCCGUCGAUUUCAGUGUCACUGGUUGGAUGUUUUGGAAUUUCGUGAAAAUCAUAUCUGCUCCCCUGAGAAUGCUGUGAAGGGACUUAUGUAUCAGUUUCAUCAACGUGAAUAUCAAGAACAACACCAUCAAAUGGCGAUGUAUCAUCAUCAAAUACCAACAACUGAUACUUAUGGUACAUCUCGAUUCCAUCAUCCUGGUCAGGCCUGCUUAUACGGACAAAUUUCACCAACUGUGGCCACAGUUCCACAUAUGGGUUAUUAUAAUUAUUCCCCUUAUGCAAUGGGAGCACCCCAUCCCUAUACUUUGCAGUCACAGCCUAGGUAUGGCUCUAUAAUAAGUCCACAGCAGCCAAUGAUGUCGUGCCCAAUGCCUGCACCAGCUCAUCCACAUUACUUCCCAGCACCUAUGCAACCUGUAUUGAAAUCACAAGAAGUUUAUCCUCCUAAUGGACAUGCGACAAUGGAACAGUUCCAAACCCCAGUGCCAGUGCCUCCUCAACCACCAGUUCCUACACAAGCAGUUCAAAUGUCAUUGCAAAAUGGUUAUGCACUUCAAAGUCAAAUAAAUCCAGUUCAAGCAACAGGUCAGAAUUAUGGUUGUCUUGUCCCUACUGCUCAGUUAAUUGAAUUGGAUGCUGUUCCAGCUGGGAAUAAUGACAUGCAGCAGACACAUUCUGCUACUGACUCAUCAAGUUCAGUUUUAAUUCCACGUACAAUUCGCCAACAUCAAAAUCACCAGUCAAAGAAAGUUCAUGAUAAACAAGAUGUAUAUGCUAAGCAUGCUGAAAAUCCACCAGUGUCUAAUUAUUUAUCGGACUCCUCAAAAACAGAACAGACAUCUCGAAGAAGUAAAGAUGAAGGGACUGGAACAUUUGAAAGUUGGGAUUAUGUAUUUAGAAAUUUAGAAAGUCAAGGUUAUAAUAAGGAUUUAGGUGAACGUCCAGAUAUAUUAUCUCCUGUUGACAAUGCUAACGCUAAUUCUAAAAAUAUAGGUGAUAGGGGAUUCAGAAAUAAGGAAACAGAGGCUCUAGCUUUAGAAGAUGCAUUAAUGGAAAUGCGCUUGGAAGAGAUGCAGAGGAAAAUGAAAGGGGAACCUUCUGAACAUCGUACAUUGAAAAUUAACGAAGCUCUUCAAAAAAUGAAAUUAGAUACCGAUACUGAUAUAAUGCGGACCAAACAUCAAAUUACUAGUGAACCAGUAGGCAGUAGUGUCAGUGUUUAUGACAAUUUGUCUUCUCCCCCUAAAGAAAUAAGUUCUGUUCAAAGACCUCGCAUCUCAGCAGCAGAUACUGCAAAGAGUACCUCAAUAGCUACCAAAACAAGUACUAAAACACUACCCAGAGAACCAAAAAAGCAUGAAAAUAAAAGAUUAACUAAUAAUCCCCACUUCACAUCUGCUACCUUAGAUCCUCGUCAGCUGACAGAAAGAAAUAACUUGGGUCUAAGUAGUACAAAUGCCGCUGAGAAAAGUGAUGGACUAGGUCAUGAGAAAACUGUGAGGAGAAAUUCUGUUCAUAAAAAUAGAAAUUGUGACUCUGAGAAACUAGAAGGUUCAGAGGAAUUAGCAAAGUUUGAUGAUAAAAAUAUUGGAAAGUGGGAAUGCGUGACGUGCACAUAUCACAAUGAUGCAGCUCGUGAUAUAUGUGAAAUGUGUGGCAAGUCAAAGGUACGGGGUUCUGAGGCUCGUCCUUUGGCUAGUGGAGGCCGGGAAUGCCCACAAUGCACUUUGGUGAAUGAAAAAGAUGUUGGUACUUGUGUAGCUUGUGAUUGUAGCUUAAAAGAUUCUCCAACAUAUAUUUAAACUUUUGUACUUAAUUCACAAUUUCAGAUUUGUCAUUGUGUGACACUUUGAUCUUAAGGCUGUAUUUCCUUUAGGGAUGUUAUUUUAUUUGCUAUUGAAUGUUUUUGUUAAUUUAUUUUUUGCAAGAGGAUACAAAUACACCUUUGCAUGAAUAGAUUUUACUAAUGUGCUUCUAGUCAGAGUAAAAAUACAUAUUUGAACAUAUUUUACUGAAUCUGUAUUUCAUAAUGUUAGAUACGAAUUCAAAACAUUAAUUUAUGAAAUUAGUUUAAUGUAAAUAUUUUGAAAUAGUGUAUUUUCAUUCAUUAUAUAGCAAGGCUGGUUAAAAUUUGAAAUGUUAAUUACCGAUGAGAUGAAGAGCAAAGUCAAAGUAGCACUUAAUACAACGUGCAGGUUGUAUUGACAGAUUGCUUUUUUGUCUCUUACAAGCCACGUUACAAGAGAUGUUUCUAAAAGUUUUGUAAUUAUAAAAUUUUAAUUAUUAGUGAAAUAAAUCAUAGUGUUGUUUAUAGUUUUAUAAUUCACUUUAUGGAGUGAAGUAUUAAAAUUAUCCCCUUUGCCAAAAUUAACUUUCUACAAGACUAAAUAUAUAAUUAUUGACUUCAGUAUGAAAGCUCUUUUACUCAAUUUUUGAAAAAUAUUUGUGCAAUAUAAUGUGAAGUACUAAAAGUAUAUAUUACAGAGGACAAUUAUAAUAUUCUGUAUGAUGAAGUCUUUUUUUAUAAAUAAUGGAACUGAGUUCAGCAGUAUACUCACCACGAGACACAUCAUGCUAUAGAUGUGUUUAUACCAGAAGUUGAAUGAAACUCUCCCCCCCCCCUCUAAAUACAUUAAUUGUUUGUGAAGAAUAAUGCCUAAAACGUUAAAUGAAGAUAAAUAAUUAGUGCAGAAAAGAAACUGUUUCUUGUAGGUUUUAUCUAACACUGUUUUCUUUAUGCAUCAGUAUUAGUUUCUGCAUAACUUUUGCUUAUUUGUUCUGUCUUUUAUAUGUUUAAUUGUUAAAUAAAGGUUUAAUUGUUUGUGUCUGAAAAUUUGAACACAUUUUCCUUGGUUAGAUUUCAUAACAAUUUACUAACAGCAACUAAAAAAAAAAAGAAAACUGGUCAAAAAUUGAGGUAGAAAAUAUUUAGAUGUUUUGUUAUCUGUGGAGACUGCAAAAGGUUAAAAGUUGUAAACAGUAUGUGUUUCGGACAAGAUUGUAAAAUAUUUUCUAAUAAACUGUCUCCUUCUUCAAUAUUUGAGUUUGAUGUAUCAUUCAUACUGCCCGUUGUGUUAAGGUAAUGUGAUACUUUUCCUUUGCUGCAGAAAUUCGUGAAUUUAUUCUUUUUUGUACUGAAUCUAUUGAUUUUUGUGUAUUGGUUUUGUUAAAUAAUAUAACUUUUCAGCAACUUAUUUGUAAUUGAAUCAAGGGAAAGAAAACUAUUAUUUUCUUGUUUUAAAUUAUUUAUUCUCAGUUAAUGAAAAAAUGUGGAAUAUUUUAUAUUAGUAAUUACCAUUGAUUUAACAUUUUCCCCCAUAAUUUGUUUUUUACAAUAGUUUAGAUAAUCUUUUAACAGUUUUGAUGCGUUAUAUAACUUCUAAAGCUUGCAUGAAGAAAAUUUUGUUUUAAUGAUCUUGACAUUUCAUUAUUGAAUUAGUUUAUGUUGAGUUGCAUUAUUACUUUUAUGCUACUUCAGUUUGUUCAGAACUCUUGUGUUUGGUACCAAAUAUUAUUGACCACGAUGUUUGAAUCGUCAGGAUUUCUCAAUUUCAGGAGUUAGCAAGUAUUUUAAGUAUUAAAUAUAAUGAAAGCAUUCUUGGCCAUCUUUUGUCUUAGUAUUUAUUCUGAUGCAAUAAAUUCUUUGUAUGCAUGCUACAAAUUAAUUGUGGAAAAGAAACUUUAAUUUCAAAUUUAUUGUUUUUAAAUAAUUCAAACUCUAUCCGAAUUAUAGCUUAGUAGAUCAUUAUCAUUGAUGGAAUAAUGUACAGUCGGAGUUGGAUUGUUGGGCAGGAAUCACUGUGUAUCUGUAUUUGUGUAUAUUAUAUUUUUGUAAUAUUAACUGAGAUUGGACUGUAAAUGUUUUAUACAAAGAUGUUAUUUGUAACCUACAAUGUGUAACAUUGUAAAAAGUUUGAAUAUAUUGUUUGUUUAAUGAAACAUAAAAUAUGUACUUUAUUU
This is a messenger RNA of Gryllus bimaculatus (two-spotted cricket), 5632 nucleotides long. Lineage: Eukaryota; Metazoa; Arthropoda; Insecta; Orthoptera; Gryllidae. The record is from the annotation of a GenBank genome assembly.